CCUGAUAAUUUAUGCUUUUCUUCUCAGGGCUGGGAGAAGGUUCUGCUCUUCUUCAUCCGGACAGCAGGUCCCACCCUCAGUCCUUGGAGAAGAGUGCCUGGAGGGCUUUCAAGGAGUCGCAGUGUCACCAUAUGCUGAAACACCUUCACAAUGGAGCCCGCAUCACCGUGCAGAUGCCUCCCAAUAUUGAGGGACACUGGGUCUCCACUGGUUGCGAAGUUAGAGCAGGCCCAGAAUUCAUCACAAGAUCUUACAGAUUCUACCACAAUAAUACAUUUAAGGCCUACCAGUUUUAUUAUGGUGGCAAUCACUGCACAAAUCCCAUCUAUACCUUAGUUAUACGUGGCAAAAUUCGUCUCCGACAAGCAUCCUGGAUCAUCCGAGGGGGUACUGAAGCUGAUUAUCAGCUACGCAGCAUACAAAUCAUAUGCCACAAUGAAGCAAUAACCAAAAAAUUAAGUGAGCUCGUGAACCAAACAUGUCCUGGAUUUAUACCAGAAGAUAGUCCUUGGGAACAGGAUGUGAGCUAUGAUUUGCUGAGGGAAGAGAACGGCUGUGAAUGCACCAAGGCUCUGAAUUUUGCCAUGCAUGAACUCCAGCUGAUCCGUGUAGAGAAACAGUAUCUGCACCACAAUUUAGAUCACCUUGUGGAGGAGCUAUUUCUUGGAGACAUUCACACUGAUGCUACUCAGAGAAGGUACUAUCGGCCUUCUAGUUACCAGCCUCCUCUUCAAAAUGCCAAGAACCACGAUCACACCUGUAUCGCGUGCAGAAUCAUCUACCGGUCAGACGAGCACCAUCCUCCCAUCUUGCCCCCCAAGGCGGAUUUGACCAUCGGGCUCCAUGGGGAGUGGGUGAGCCAGCGGUGCGAGGUGCGCCCCGAGGUGCUCUUCCUUACUCGGCAUUUCAUCUUCCACGACAACAACAACACGUGGGAAGGCCACUACUACCACUACUCCGACCCCAUCUGCAAGCACCCCACCUUCACCAUCUACGCCAAGGGGCGCUACAGCCGAGGAGUGCACUCUGCCAAAGUGAUGGGGGGCACAGAGUUCGUGUUCAAAGUAAACCACAUGAAGGUCACGCCCAUGGAUAUAUCCACAGCCUCGCUGCUGAACGUCUUCAACGGGAACGAGUGCGGGGCGCAGGGAUCCUGGCAGGGGGGGGUUCACAUCGCGCUUGGCAUCCGCCUACCUCACACCGAGUAUGAAAUCUUCAAGAUGGAGCAGGACGCCAGGGGCAGGUACUUGCUGUACAACGGCCAGAGACCGAGCGAUGGCUCCAGCCCAGACAGGCCGGAGAAGAGAGCCACUUCCUACCAGAUGCCUUUAAUUCAGUGCGCUUCAUCAGUACCCAGAUCCGAAGAGUCACCAGAGGAGAAUAAAAUAAGUCUGUAUAGCAGCAGGGCAGCAGAAAAAUAUUCCAGCACCCCAGCUCUUGCUUUGGUGUUGUUUAUUUGUACUGUGUCAUAUUGGGACAUGCUCAGCUAGAAGUGAAAAAACUAUUUUUCAUGACUACAAAGCCAGGAUUCCAUAAGACUGAGGGCUGUUUUUCUUCAGAAUGAAAGGGACAUUUAUUUCCUUGAUGCACUUGAAUGCCUGACAAGUGUUGUUCUUUUCCCUGUUUUUACCCUGCUCCUUGAAUCAUGGACGGCACUCAUUUGAUGUCUGUGCUUUGAACUUCAUCCAGUCUGAUCCCUGGCCUGACAUGACUGCACAAAAGUAAUUGCACUUUAGGACUGCAGACUUCUGGGGGGAGGGAAGGGGUCUCCUUUUCUUAACUGCUGGGGUGAACCUUACAGUCCUGCUUCAGCUGCCUCUGCCAUUCUACCAUUGUGGUACUUUUCUCCCCAAGGCUUGAUUUCUCAUCAGAAUUUAACUCCGAGGAGUCACUCAGUGUAGUGUCAAUACUGUGAUAACAGCUUCCCCCUUUGACUUUAGGGCUCUGAUGUAGAUAUAUGUAUAUAAGAAAGAAAGCCACAAGGAUCUAUCUAAUCGUUAUCUCACACCUCAUAACACAAAAAGGAUCUGCAAAUAAAACAAUCCUCCAU
Tinamus guttatus (white-throated tinamou) is the source of this 2050-nucleotide messenger RNA. Lineage: Eukaryota; Metazoa; Chordata; Aves; Tinamiformes; Tinamidae. The record is from RefSeq and is a predicted model, not a curated record.